UGUGCACGGGGACGCGCUCCGAGGGCGCGCACCAGGCGGCGGCGGCGCGCAGGGCCGCUCUGGCUGGAGAAGCGCUUCCGGUGCCGGAGCAGGCGGCGCUUUUCGGGUGCUACAAGCAGCGCGGGCGGCGAGGAGCGAGUCCAGGACUAUGUCUGGAGAACUUCCACCGAACAUUAACAUCAAGGAACCUCGAUGGGAUCAAAGCACCUUUGUUGGACGAGCCAAUCAUUUCUUCACUGUGACAGAUCCCAGGAAUAUCCUGUUAACCAACGAACAACUAGAGAAUGCAAGAAAAGUAGUGCAUGAUUACAGGCAAGGAAUUAUUCCUCCAGGUCUUACAGAAAAUGAAUUAUGGAGAGCAAAGUACAUCUAUGAUUCAGCUUUUCAUCCUGACACGGGUGAAAAGAUGAUUUUGAUAGGAAGAAUGUCAGCUCAGGUUCCAAUGAACAUGACCAUCACAGGUUGUAUGAUGACAUUUUAUAGGACCACACCGGCGGUGCUGUUCUGGCAGUGGAUCAACCAGUCCUUCAAUGCCGUGGUCAAUUACACCAACAGAAGCGGAGACGCUCCCCUCACUGUAAAUGAGUUGGGAGCCGCUUACGUUUCCGCGACAACUGGUGCCGUGGCAACAGCUCUAGGACUUAACGCCUUAACCAAGCAUGUCUCACCACUCAUAGGACGUUUUGUUCCCUUUGCUGCCGUGGCUGCUGCUAAUUGCAUUAAUAUCCCAUUAAUGAGGCAAAGGGAGCUCAAAGUUGGCAUUCCAGUCACAGAUGAGAAUGGGAACCGCUUGGGUGAGUCAGCCAACGCUGCAAAACAAGCCAUCACGCAAGUCGUCGUCUCCAGGAUUCUAAUGGCAGCCCCGGGCAUGGCCAUCCCUCCAUUUAUCAUGAACACUUUGGAGAAGAAAGCCUUCCUAAAGCGGGAUACUGUAGAACAGGGUGACUCACUUGGCUCAUGCGGUUUGGAAAGUGGCCCUGGUAGAUCUGCCAAGAAAAAGGAGCCCGGUUUCUCGCUGGAGGAGCAGUACAUGCCUCUCUCCCCUCACGUUAACCUGCGUGACAUACUUUUGUGCCAGAGGAGUCUUCUCGGGGACCAGGAGGUUCCCGUGGAUGAGCGCACCUAUUCAAGUUGGAUUAGUUGGCUUUUGUUUGGUAUUUGCUACACCUCUGUGCUGUGCUCUGUUUCCUCAGAAAAGUUCCAUGUCUGUGACAAGCUUGGAGCCUGAUUUGCAAGCCAAGAUCCAAGAGACCUAUCCUGAAUUACGACGUGUAUACUUUAAUAAGGGGUUGUAAAGUAGUGGAAGAAACUCUACAGCUUAUACCGCCCACUGCAAACCUGGUGAGGAAAAGUCUGUUCAACCUGGGUUCUCCCAGUUACAGAAACCUUUUAAAGACCCACAUUAGCCUUUUAGAGUCAAGCUGCUACUUUCAGCACAGCACCUGGUACGGGCCAGGCGCCCAACAACCUGUUGGCUCCCUUACAUUUGAAUCACGAUGUAAUUUACAGAAAUACCCUUCCUCUAGCUUUUAUAGUAAUUGUUUUCCAAAGACGAUAUACCAGCCCUCACCCAGAGUUUUAAAAAGCACUGCUAGGCAUAGAGUAGAUGUUUAGCAUACGCUCAAUAAAUAUGUAUUGACUGUCA
Messenger RNA from Mustela erminea (ermine), 1645 nucleotides. RefSeq names its product sideroflexin 1 (gene SFXN1). Gene Ontology annotation, cellular component: mitochondrial inner membrane. The transcript has 13 exons. NCBI's taxonomy places the organism in Eukaryota, Metazoa, Chordata, Mammalia, Carnivora, Mustelidae. The coding region runs from base 149 to 1228 and encodes 359 amino acids. Gene Ontology annotation, biological process: serine import into mitochondrion; monoatomic ion transport. The record is from RefSeq and is a predicted model, not a curated record. Gene Ontology annotation, molecular function: monoatomic ion transmembrane transporter activity.